This is a messenger RNA of Drosophila obscura, 1058 nucleotides long. RefSeq names its product cytosolic Fe-S cluster assembly factor NUBP2 homolog (gene Nubp2). Gene Ontology annotation, molecular function: ATP-dependent FeS chaperone activity; 4 iron, 4 sulfur cluster binding; ATP binding. The transcript is spliced from 4 exons. Gene Ontology annotation, biological process: iron-sulfur cluster assembly. Gene Ontology annotation, cellular component: cytosol. Lineage: Eukaryota; Metazoa; Arthropoda; Insecta; Diptera; Drosophilidae. The record is from RefSeq and is a predicted model, not a curated record. Bases 96 to 884 code for a protein of 262 amino acids.
GAAUUCGGAAAACAGCUGAUAGCUCAGGCACUUGUUGACGAAAAACAACUUCAGGAGUUUGUUUCCAAUUUUAACGUUUAAAUUAAUGCAAGAUAAUGUUGGACAAAGUUAAGAACGUGAUUAUAGUGCUCUCUGGAAAGGGUGGCGUGGGCAAGUCAACUGUGAGCACACAACUGGCGCUGGCACUGCGACACGCCGGACACAAGGUGGGCCUGUUGGACAUAGAUCUCUGCGGUCCCAGUGUUCCCUUCUUGCUGGGCCUCGAGGGCAGCGACAUCUAUCAGUGUGACGAAGGCUGGGUGCCAAUUUAUCCGGAUGCGAGCAAAACGCUGGCCGUAAUGUCCAUUGGAUUUCUGUUGAAGAGUCGCACGGAUCCCGUGAUUUGGCGCGGUCCCAAGAAGACCAUGAUGAUACGCCAAUUCCUCACCGAUGUCAAGUGGGAGGAGCUGGACUAUUUGAUCAUUGACACGCCGCCCGGCACCUCCGACGAGCACAUAACCGUGAUGGAGUGCAUGCGGGAAGUGCCCUGCAAUGGUGCCAUUAUUGUGACGACGCCACAGGGUGUGGCCCUGGACGAUGUACGCAAGGAGAUUACAUUCUGCAAGAAGACGGGCAUACGGCUGCUGGGCAUCGUCGAGAAUAUGAGUGGCUUUGUGUGCCCCAAUUGCACCAACUGCACCAAUAUAUUCUCCUCGAACGGUGGCGUUGAGCUGGCUAAUCUUGCCCAGAUCCCGCAUCUCGGCACUCUGCCCAUAGAUCCACGCGUGGGCGUGCUGGCAGGCUCGACAGCUUCUGUGCUGGACGAGCUGCCCGAUUCGACAACGGCCCAGGUGCUGAGGGGAUUAGUUCAGCAUUUGGAUGGCCUAACAGCAGCCGGCCCAUAGAUUAAAUAGUGAUUAGAUUGUUGCUCUCUUCUAUCUUUUCUUUUCGCUAUUUAGAGUUAUCACAAAAAUAACGUAAACUGUCUUAAUGGAACUUUUAACUAAAUUAAACUUAAUUGUUGAAUUUGAGCAUAGCCUUAAGAUCAAGAUAUACAUAUAGAUAGAUAUAUAUAUAUA